CCCUUCACACCCCUCCAUCCACUCAACACCACCACCCCCCAACUCUCUUCUCUUCCUCAACCAUCUUUGUUUUUUUUGGCUAUAAACAAUAAGUUCUCAAAACCCUAAAAUGGCCAUUAGGAAAUCAAACAAGCUACCACAAACUGCAGUUCUGAAGCAAAUUCUCAAAAGAUGCUCAAGCUUAGGAAAGAAACAUGGGUACGAUGACGACGGCGUCGGCCUCCCGGACGACGUGCCAAAAGGCCAUUUUGCUGUCUAUGUCGGAGAAAACAGAAGUAGAUACAUAGUUCCAAUCUCAUUCUUGACUCAUCCAGAGUUCCAGUGCCUUCUCCGGCGUGCCGAAGAAGAGUUCGGCUUCGAUCACGAAAUGGGUCUUACCAUUCCAUGUGAAGAAGUGGUUUUCCGCUCUCUAACUUCAAUGCUAAGAUGAGAGAAUGAUGUGGAAUAUAACAAGGCUCCCAUCAUUGCAGGAUCUGGAGAAGGGUCACGUGUAGCCUUGCUGUCGUUUGUUUCCUUGAUUCGAAUCCCUGACCUCCAGAUUGUGGUGUGAUAUAUAUAAUCAAUUAAUUUGUUCGGAGAAGGAUGACUAAGAUGAAGCAGCAGUGCUCGAUCGCUGCUUCUCUUUUUUUUUUUUCACAUCUUUCUUCAUUGUAUUUUGAUCCUUUUCUUUCUUUGGACCCUUAUGGGUUUUUCUGGUUGAUGAAUCUAACCCAAAACCCAAGAAUGUUUUCUGGGUUAGACUUGUAUAAAAUUUGAAAUUUUCCUCGUGGAGGUGUAUAGUUACACCCUGUGGAUGAAGUGCUUCAUGAAAGAAAAGGAUGAUUUAUUUGCCUUGUC
Molecule: messenger RNA, 837 nt
Organism: Cornus florida
Lineage: Eukaryota; Viridiplantae; Streptophyta; Magnoliopsida; Cornales; Cornaceae
Product: protein SMALL AUXIN UP-REGULATED RNA 12-like
Exons: 1
Coding region: 110-430 (106 amino acids)
Biological process (GO): response to auxin
Source: RefSeq, a predicted model, not a curated record